Pogona vitticeps (central bearded dragon) is the source of this 1628-nucleotide messenger RNA. RefSeq names its product BMP and activin membrane bound inhibitor (gene BAMBI). Gene Ontology annotation, molecular function: frizzled binding. Gene Ontology annotation, biological process: transforming growth factor beta receptor signaling pathway; positive regulation of canonical Wnt signaling pathway; negative regulation of transforming growth factor beta receptor signaling pathway. The record is from RefSeq and is a predicted model, not a curated record. Lineage: Eukaryota; Metazoa; Chordata; Lepidosauria; Squamata; Agamidae.
GAGCGCAGGGCGAAAAGUGCAAGCCAGGCGGCGGCGGGUUGCGUGCCUUUCUCCCCUGUCGUUGGAAGGCCGAAGGGGGGGGGGGAGAGCGUUUGCAGCGUUGGCGCACGACGGCGAUCCUGCUCCAAAGCUUCCCGUUCUCCAGAUGUGGUUGCAUCUGGACUUGGAUUCUCCUCUGGCGUGAGCGGCCUCGCCUCCCUCUCUCCGCCGAAGCUGGGCUCCUCGGAGACCGGAGUGGGGCUGGGCGAUCCCCGCAGCGAAGCCCCAGGCGCUCCGGAGAGACAGGAAAAGGGGUCCAUGCGCUGCCUGGCCGGUGCGUUUCCUCGCCGCGUCGUAGGAUAAACCCAGCAGCGCUGGAGGGCCCUCCGGAGCAGGGAGGACUCCGGCGGUGGCGGCGAGGAGGAAGGCAAGCGGGAGGGUUUAAAUGGAUCGCCACUCCAGCUUCGUCUUCAUCUGGCUGCAACUGGAGCUGUGCGCCAUGGCCAUCCUGCUGACCAAAGGUGAAAUUAGAUGCUACUGUGAUGCCGCGCACUGUGUCGCAACAGGUUACAUGUGCAAAUCUGAGCUCAAUGCUUGCUUCUCUAGACUUCUUGACCCACAGAACAGCCAUUCUCCACUUACUCAUGGCUGCUUAGACUCUCUUGCAAGCACGUCAGACCUUUGCCGAGCCCACCUGGCCCAAAACCACUCUGGCGCUACUGUACCCACGUUGGAGUGUUGUCAUGAAGAUAUGUGCAAUUACAAAGGUCUCUACGAUGUCCUCUCUUCUUCCAGAGGAGAGCUUCCGGGUCAAGGGAGCAGGUAUCAACAUGACAACAGCCGAAACCUCAUCACAAAGGUGCAAGAGCUUACCUCCUCAAAAGAACUGUGGUUCCGGGCCGCUGUCAUUGCGGUCCCCAUAGCUGGUGGGCUGAUAUUGGUGCUUCUCAUCAUGCUGGCUCUGCGCAUGCUCAGGAGUGAAAACAAGAGACUGCAAGACCAGCGGCAGCAAAUGCUGUCACGACUGCACUACAGCUUUCAUGGCAAUCAUUCCAAAAAAGGGCAGGUGGCCAAGUUAGACUUGGAAUGCAUGGUCCCCGUGAUGGGUCAUGAGAACUGCUGCAUGGCGUGUGACAAGAUGCGGCAGCCAGACCUCAGCAAUGACAAAAUACUUUCACUGGUUCACUGGGGAAUGUACAGUGGGCAUGGAAAGCUGGAAUUUGUAUGAUCCCGUCCUUUGGGUUUUAAAUAUAUGUAUGUAUGUAUUAAAAGGUCUGUUGUUAAAAUUACUAGGAAAUUUUUGCAAAGACUUUUGGGUUCUGCUGGACAGGAGCACUUUAUAUGGGGAGAAGCCUACAGUCAUGAAAUCAUUUUUUAAGAAAACAAAGAAUGUUUGACAAUUGAACCUUGGAUAUGUUUUCUGAAGGAUUCCAAACAUUGUCUUAUUUGCACAGAAUAAAUACACUCAAAUGUACUGUUUGCUUUAAAAUUAUGAAAGCAAAAAUGAGGAGUUACACACACUGUUACCAGGGUCAUUUGAGCUGGAGGGAGAUGUGAAAUGAGUUCUACUAUUAAAACUGUAUGCAAGUUCUGAUGUAAAGAUUUUUUUAAAAAAAACACACAAAUACAUAUUAUAUAUAUAUAAUAUU